Messenger RNA from Macrosiphum euphorbiae (potato aphid), 438 nucleotides. The record is from the annotation of a GenBank genome assembly. Lineage: Eukaryota; Metazoa; Arthropoda; Insecta; Hemiptera; Aphididae.
AUGUGCAAAACCCUUAUGAUAGAGGAUAUUUUGUCCAACAACUCAAAUGUCGAAAAUGCCAAAAAGCUGACGGAGGAAAACAUAGUCUUGAGCGAAAAACACCAGAGCUCUAAGAAAGCUUUGAAAAAGGUACUGGACAACGUCGAAUUUUGGAAAUACCGUUACGGGUCAUAUUUCGACGAAUCCUAUGAAGGGAACGAUAAAGCCGAAAUAUUGAAGUUAAUAAUGUCAACGUUCAAUCUAUUGAUUAGUAACGGAUAUAUGUGCUAUUUUAAAUCAAUGGCCAAGGUACUGUCAAAAAACGCAAAGCUCUGGACGACGCCGACGCACAACCAAUCUGGAAUGCUCUUCGAUGUCAAUUUUCCGUUUGAUGAAAAUACAAAUUUAAAUACAAACAAUAAGCAGAAAAAUGAUGGGUUUAAGUCCUUGGAGUAUUAA